Messenger RNA from Penaeus vannamei (Pacific white shrimp), 2224 nucleotides. RefSeq lists its product as uncharacterized. The record is from RefSeq and is a predicted model, not a curated record. NCBI's taxonomy places the organism in Eukaryota, Metazoa, Arthropoda, Malacostraca, Decapoda, Penaeidae.
GUCAGUGUGGUCCUGACUCGUGUGGCGUGAGGAGUGAUAGUUCUUGCUCUCCCUUAGGGUUGUAUGAAAAAGUGUUUUAGAACGUUAUCGAGAAAUAAAAAGUGGUCGUACAGCGGUAGUGAUUACUCAUGAAAAAGUGGUUUCGCUCGUUAUUUGUGGUAUCCGGUUCCUCCUCGUGUAGUUCGCGUGGUGAAGACUAACCCUUCGAGUGACUGCAGGAAUAUGGCUGCAGCUGUUGUCAUUUACCAAGGGAACGUGGAGAACGUGCGUUUGGGUCGACCUCUGCCGUUCCAGCUCAUUAUGAAACGACUUGACUACACGACCACAUUUUCUACACCCCUGGCCUUCGUUCUCUCUAUGAUGACAAACUUCGAAGGUGUCCUCUGAUGUCGACGCAACACACUACAGGUUAAAUGGAACUUCCUAGCCCUUUGCGUUCCAGCAUCCCGUGACAGGCCCUAUCUUUGUUCAAAAAAAGGGUGAACGUCACCCGGAGCGCCGCCAUGUUCCCCCGCCAGCCGCCCCCGAUGCAGUGGGCCCCCAGGGAUUAUGCGGCUUAUAGUGCCACGGCGCUGAGGCCGAGGGGCGCCCCGGCCUUGGCAUCCGGUCAGGGGAACCAGUGGAUCGCCCCCAGCCGCCCUCCCUUCCCGCCCCAGCAGCAGUUUGGUGGAAGUCCCCAGGUACCACCACGUCCGACGGGGUACCCUGUGGCGCACGUGUCGCCUGGUGCGCCACAGGGGAGGUAUGGUACGUCACUGGUAUCAGCGGAAGGCAAUUCAGACGUCCAGUUCCUUGGGUAUAAACGGCCCCCGCAUGCAGGUACCAGUAUGCAACCAGUCACGGGAAAUAAAGUACAAGAAGAAAUCAGGGAGUUUAUGGAAGUGAUGCAACAGCAUAGAUACAAAAUGCAAGCUCCGCACCAUUCCCAGGUCGAUCAAAUAGAUUUCCAAAACCGGAAUAGCGCUUACUUCCAAGAAAUGAGACGAAAACUCAUGCAAUACCAGAGUCGACUGAAUUCUGCAGUGAAUCCCCAACACAGCCCCGGCCCUCCUUGCAACCAGUCCAAUAAGAAUGCCCAGUACGAUCCGAAUCAAUCCAGAGCCUCGAGUGCCUCUCCGGAAAGUGCCUCCGUCGAAGUGAAUUUCGCAGAUUCCAGACUUUCCUUCAAAAUCCCAGUUCUAAGGAGAGACCCCAGAUCCGCUUACAGCAGCUCAAGGGCUCUUAGAAAUUCCGUAUCAAACAUCGAAUCGCCCUCUUGCGUGGAGUCCAUAACAAGUUCCCAGACAAUUAAGACGUCGCCAGUAACUUCACCAGACCCUUUGUGUAACAUGCAGAAUUGGAGUGCGCCAAAUGCUGCCAGUGUUCAUCCUACUCGCCCGGACAGCAACCCUUAUCCGCAGCCCCCAGAAAGUACUCGACUGACCCACGAGAAUAACGAGCCGGUGACUAACUUAGGCUCUCCCCAAGCCACUAAUGCUCACUUCCAAAACCAAGCCGUAGGAGAUCCAACGGUUUCUUCUACCAUAAGAAGCCCUGUUUCGCUUGAGCCCGAAGAACCUCCCACGACCAACGAGAAAACUGCCCUAACAGAAAAUGCCGUUGACGCAAGAAAACCCAGCGAUCCCGUACCCAGCGAUCCCACGCCAAAGGCCAACGUGUUCAAACCUCCAAGGCGAAUGUUUUCCAGGAAAGGGAAGUGCCUGUCCGGCCUCUUUCGAAAGACCCCACAAGGUUUCCCACAUGUCUCGUUCGAUUUCGAAGUGAACUGCUUUUUGUGCAAUAGAAUGGCGGCGGGAAACAACGUGUACGAGCACAUGUUUUUCGGGAAUUUGAAAUGCAUAGAGUGUGGUCAUGUAGUGAGGUCGUGCGAAGACUUCAAGAUUGUCAGACACAGCAAUGUGGAGUGUGGUGCCAGUAAAAGAAAACACAGACUUGCCUCUUGGGCUGAUUGUCCUGUGGAAUUCUUAGUGUAUAGUUUGGAACAAUCCUUAGUGAGUAAUAGAACAGAGGACUGUGCUCCUCCGUCAACUUGUGACGUUACAGAUGAACUGGAGAACUACAUGAAAAAGCUGUCACUACUUCGGUUUUACAAGCCAUGGAAAUCUGCAUUCAGGAAAUGCUCCGAAUAUGUAAAAAGUAUGAAUAAGCCAGAAGAUGCACAGGAAGCGAUCAGUAGGGAAGAGGUGGCCAGUGUUAUUCCUGGAGAUACAGAGGAAGAAACCAA